Messenger RNA from Debaryomyces fabryi, 1170 nucleotides. RefSeq lists its product as uncharacterized. The record is from RefSeq and is a predicted model, not a curated record. Lineage: Eukaryota; Fungi; Ascomycota; Pichiomycetes; Serinales; Debaryomycetaceae. The transcript has a single exon. Gene Ontology annotation, molecular function: carbohydrate derivative binding. Gene Ontology annotation, biological process: carbohydrate derivative metabolic process. Bases 1 to 1170 code for a protein of 389 amino acids.
AUGGAUAAAUGCGUAUAUGAAAGAAGAGCAGAGAGGGCGUUGAACUCUAUAAACAAGACUUUGGGGAGCCAAAGGGAGGCGAUGAGCCAUUUGGUCGACCAAUACAGCAAGUCGGGUUAUUCACAGAUUAACUUAUUGAAUUCGUUGGAAAUACUUUUUCAGAGUAUAUUAAGGGGAGGAAAAGUAGUGGUUUCGGGGAUCGGUAAGAGUUUCAAGAUAUCCAGCAAAUUAGUAGCAACUUUAAACUCGUUAUCUAUUCAAUCUGCGGCACUCCACGCAUCUGAAGGAUUACAUGGUGAUCUUGGAAUAAUACGGGAGAACGAUGCAUUGAUAUUUGUAACUGCAAGUGGAAACACACCUGAACUCUUGCAAUUAUUACCGCAUAUUCCGAAGUCGAUUCCUAUAAUUCUUUUGACGUGCAGUAGGAAUUCGAAGUUGUCCAACCACCCUCAGGUUAACUCUAUGUUAUAUGCUGAUUUGCCUUCAAACUUGAAUGAGGAAUCAAUUCAUGGAAUACCAGCCCCAACAGUGUCAGCUACGCUAUCCAUGGUCUUAGCAGAUGCUACAAUAUUGGCUUUAUCAGAGAUGAUUGAAGAGGAUGCUUUGAAAAGAAAGAAACUUUUUUCUAUGAAGCAUCCAGGUGGAUCCAUUGGUGCUGAUUUAAGCCAUUUGAAUGAAAACUUGGUUAAAUUGACCACGUCAGAUAUAAAGAGUACCGCAAGAACAUUUUCGUUGAACACAAACUCCUCUUCUUUACUUAGUUUAAAUCAGUUGAGGAAGAGUUUCGAUAACAUCAACGGUGAUUCAUCAAAUUUUAGUUCUUUGGCUGUAUCGGAUGACGAAGAUGUAUUAGACUCAAAGUUUCUGAAGGAAAAUUCAAUACUUCAAAAUUCUUUAUUAUCUUCAGACCCUUCCCAAAGGGUGUUGAUAACGGAAGAUGAAUUGAAUUCUACUAGUUGUGUUACAGAGCCCAAGGUUUUGAAAUGGAUUACGUUAUAUGAUUUUGUUGUGUGUAUAAAGGCUGACGACACCAAUAGGGCAAGAGCAAUACUGUGUGACCAGAUUAGGGAAUUGUAUAGAAGUGAAAUCGGUGAUCAUGAAUGCAAUGGUGAAAUAUGGGAACUGUUUCAUUUGAAAUUGGUAACUAGAUUUAAAGAAGUUCAACUUUAA